AUGAAAUAUUUAGACGAUUUAAAGAGUGAAUUGGAUUACUUCAUGAAAGAAGAAUCGAGGGACAGAGAUAAGAUGAUCGAGAUCAUCCGAAAAGAUCUCAUUGGAAUGCUUAAAAAUUCAGAAAAUUUCUCCUCAUUAACAGAAAAAAUCCAGCUUAAAAAGACGAAAAUUCAGUACAGAACAAUGAUGUGGAAUAUUCUUCUAGGACUCGGCAAAAUUGAUGAACAUGAUGCUGAUAAAUAUAUAACUGCUUACCACUACCUUUCUAAUUCAGACCAAAGAAAGCUUCUUGAAGAAUUACAAAGAAUCAGCAAGGCUCAAAAGGAGCAGAAAAACAAAACGGACUUUCAAUCAUAUUGUUCGUUUUUGGUGCUUUUCUCAGGCUUUCUUUCUCACUCUGGAGCUACAUAUCCUCUUCAUCAGCCUUUGCUUACUUUUGGCCAAAUUUUGCUUCAGAACUACUCUUAUCCACUAGCAUUUUUCUCAUUUAAGCAGUUUGUAGAAUACUAUGCCCCUCAUUGCUAUCCCAAGAAAGGUGGCAAAAAUGACGACAAAGAAGCACCAAAAUUGGCUGUCCAAAUCGCCUACGAAUACGAACCACAAUUAGUAGCAAAAUUUAAGCGCCACAAUCCCGAGUACAGUUUUUCAUUUAAUCAUGUUAAUUCAUUCUUCACCCAAAUGAAGCCAGUUGAUCAAGUUUCAAUAAUUUUUGAUUUUAUUUUUGCCUUUGGAGCAUUCAUGGUUAUAUUUAUCGAAGCUGGAUGGCUUUAUAUUAACAGCGACAUCAAAGAUAAUACAGAAGCUUACAAUUUGCCUGAUGCGGCAGCUGUUAUCAAGAAAGGCAUUGAAAUUCUCAAGAAGACAAAGCCCGAAUUGAUUGAAAAGGCACAAUCAUUCUACAAAUAG
This is a messenger RNA of Trichomonas vaginalis G3, 906 nucleotides long. RefSeq lists its product as uncharacterized. The record is from RefSeq and is a predicted model, not a curated record. The coding region runs from base 1 to 906 and encodes 301 amino acids. The transcript has a single exon. Lineage: Eukaryota; Parabasalia; Trichomonadida; Trichomonadidae.